Saccostrea cuccullata (small rock oyster) is the source of this 1991-nucleotide messenger RNA. RefSeq names its product outer dynein arm-docking complex subunit 3-like. Gene Ontology annotation, cellular component: ciliary basal body; ciliary tip; cilium. The transcript has 12 exons. The coding region runs from base 105 to 1748 and encodes 547 amino acids. Gene Ontology annotation, biological process: cilium movement; outer dynein arm assembly. Lineage: Eukaryota; Metazoa; Mollusca; Bivalvia; Ostreida; Ostreidae. The record is from RefSeq and is a predicted model, not a curated record.
AGUUUUACACAUGCGCAAAAGACGGGCACCUUGGAUACGUACAAACACCAUAUUGAUUGUCAACAGCAGGAUUUAAAGAAAGGUGGCAUCGUAAAAUUAACAAGAUGCCGACCGGUACAGGCCUCUUACAAAGACCCAUUAAUGAACAGAUUGAUGAACUCAAGUCCAAGAUUGCCCUCUUGGAGGGUGAUCGAAAGGCUUACUAUGAGACUUCACAAUUUGCAAUGAAGAAGAACAGGGAAACAAUCCUAAAGUUAAGGAAGGAAAAUAAAGAAGUCAGAAAGAAGCUGAGUGACUCCCUCUCACAAGAUCAACAUGUCAUCAAUAAAGCAUUCCAAGACCGACCUGUUGAAAGAGCCUCCAUGAAAAACAAAACUGGCAGGCAAGCUAUAACUGUGAUGGACUACAAGGUGUGUGACACAAUGAAGAGACUGAAUGCCCUGAAACAUCAGACUGCCGAGAAGCAGAAGAGACUGGAGAAAUUACAGACGGAGUACCAACAAAUGGUGGACGACAGCUCCGAGGCUGUGGCCACAGACAAAGGGGAGUCCAAAGACGCACAGACAAUGCGAUAUCUUGAGAAUAGCUACGAUAAAACCAAACUAAAGAUAGAUGAGGCUUCCCAUUUAAAAAGAAUUUAUGAGGACAUUAAGAGGAAACUAGAAGUUGAAGCUGGUAAUUUCCCCAGUGUGUUGGAUUGUAUGGAGGCUGAAAUCAGAAGCACGAAGGCGGAACUGAAGGAGUUACGAGCCAUGCAUGACGACGCACACAUCUCCAAGGAAGCCGCUCAGCAGGAGCUAGCCAAGCACGAGAAGGUGGUGUACACAGAGCGUAAACAGCGUGAGGUGGAGCUACAGAAGAUGAAGAAGGAGGCAGAGGAGAAGAAGAUGCAGCAUGAGAGAAUUGAGCGAAGAAUAGCUCAGCGUGGCUCGAUUCAGCAGGAUGAACUCUCACCUCAAGAGAAGCAGGCCCUCCAGGGAGAAGAGCAGCAGCAGAAAAUCACGACGUACGAGGAGGCCUUCCGGCGAAUCAAGGAGGCCACCGGCGUAUCAGACACCAUGGAAGUGGUCAGGCGAUUUGAGGGACAAGAUGAAACGACUAAGCACCUGGAGGCAUUACAAAAGGACAAUGACAAACAGAUCACACGUCUGAAGGAAGAGAAGGAUAAACUACAGGCCGAGUUUGAGGACAUGAAAUACACAGGAGAUGCUAAACUCUCAAGUGGUCAGAGGAUGCUGGAGGAAUUCCAGUCUCACCUUCAGAAGGAGGAGGACAGACGAUCAAAUGCCGAGGAUCACCUCAAUAGAAACAGUCACAUCAUGGUCUCCGUCAAGGCAGGGGUGGAGCACCUGUCUGACAAACUUCAUCACCUCAAAGCUAGCAAAGGACAUGUUCCCACUGCACAGAUUGCUCCGACCUCAGACGAGUAUGUUCUGGAUCAGCUUUCUACGUGUGAGGAGAAACUGCUGAAACUAUUGGAGGAAUUGGACGGCAAAGAUCUCCAGGACACCAUGAAACAGAUGGAAGAGGAAGAGUUCCAUGCCAGUGUAGAAGGAAAACUGCCUCAGUACAACACAAGGAUCAAACUCCCCACCACGCAGAGGGACAUGGUCUAUGAUGAUGAUGAAGACAGCGGGGAUGAUGAUACAGAUGUUCCAAAUCGUAAUGCAAUUAAGAAACAAUCUCAGUUUAUUGUGGACUCUAAAACUAAACGGCGCACCACCAAGAAAAAGAAAAAGACCAAGUAAUGAUACAGACCUAAUGUGACCUGACAAACCGAGCAUAUUGACUCAUGAACCGUUACUUUCUCACCAGUAAUUAUUGUAAGGUGAUAUAUUUAUUCCGUUAACUAAAUUCUAGUAUUUAAAUCGUUAUAUCACUUGAAAUAUGAGAAAGAAAUUAUUUUAAAAAGUUGUAAAAGGUUUUGCAUGUGAUCAUGUUGUAAUUUAAAUUAUACGUUAAUGCCUGAAUCUAUUGUAUUUUAUUUCCUU